GCAUAGGAAUCCCUCGUUGUAGCAGUCCUCGAAAGCCCACGACAACUAUGUCCGAGCUAGCAUCGCCAACUUCCACUCCGCCUUCUCUUCAACCUGUCACUUUACAUUUUGAUAAUACGCUUAGCGUCACCCUUGUUGUCGAGAUUCUGGUGGCGAUGUUGUACGGCAUCAUCAGCGUGCAAGUUUAUAACUACUUCUACGGCGGCCCUCGUGACGACCUUUUUCUGAAGCGAACUAUAUUUUUCCUGUGGAUACUCGAAAGCGUUUACGUCGCGUUCAAUUCUGGUACGGUCUACUACUUGGCUGUAACGAAUUUUGUGAACCCUCUCGCCUUGACGCGGGUUCCGCGGAGCUGGGUAGCUUCGAUGCUUUCGGGUUAUCUCAUUGAGGUCACUGUCACUUGGCUCAAGUUUCCGAGCUAUCAAGAGCUGGAGCAGCGAUUCGCCGUGCGCAUGCCGCUCCUUUCAGACUUUACCUUGAUUCUAAAAUACACGAAGUGGGUUUGGUAUACCGUUUACAGCCUCCAGGCCUUCACAGACUGCGCUAUUGCGGCUACACUCUGCACGAUGCUUAUCAGGCGUCGCACCGGCUUCAAACGAACUAAUUCGAUCAUCCGCACGCUCAUCAUUUACACCAUUAACACAUGUGCGCUGACUAGCUCUGUCUCCAUUGCUUCUGUUGCUACGUACGCUGGAAUGCCCCACAACUUCGUAUUCGUCAACUUGGCAAUAGUACUGCCGAUGUUGAUAUCGAACUCCUUGCUUGCGCUGCUCAACUCGCGUGACGCACUGUACGACACGCACGCCGUACAAAUCGAGUCCAUCCAUCUCUCAAGACUCGCAGGAAUUAUAAACCACUCUGCUCCGUCGGGCGGUACACGAGUUGCGCACACACACGAUGAGGUUGCCAAAGACCGGGAGGCUGCGGAAAUUUCUGACAUCGUUGGAGCCCCAAAUAGCUCGUGCGAUUCGGAAUCUCAGGCAUCGAGGUGGGCCGGAGUCUGAACUCUGCGCAAGAAUGAAGUUUUGUGCAUGUUUCUGCCCAUUGUUCGCCAUCUGUGUUGCAAGUGCACAUCAAAUAUGCAUUCGAUAUAUUGGCUCAAUCGUAGUGAAUAAC
Molecule: messenger RNA, 1116 nt
Organism: Phanerochaete carnosa HHB-10118-sp
Lineage: Eukaryota; Fungi; Basidiomycota; Agaricomycetes; Polyporales; Phanerochaetaceae
Exons: 13
Coding region: 48-1004 (318 amino acids)
Source: RefSeq, a predicted model, not a curated record